Molecule: messenger RNA, 4438 nt
Organism: Gryllus bimaculatus (two-spotted cricket)
Lineage: Eukaryota; Metazoa; Arthropoda; Insecta; Orthoptera; Gryllidae
Source: the annotation of a GenBank genome assembly
CCGUGAGCGUUUGCAAUUUAUUCCGGUGCUGUUAUCAGCUGUGACUGUUGCCGCGGUUGAUUGGGUUUCAUAUGACCUCGCGUGUGGGGUCAUCCAUCACUCUAUCCAUUUGUACCUGCCGUACUCGCCCGUUCUCCUCCCGAACGACACCUCGUUGGGAGUGGCGAGUCUUUUUCCUCGUGCGUGCCGGCGCGACGAUCCCCGACGCGAGGCGACGCCGCGUACUCGGAAAGGCCGCGCGCGUCACACUGAGGCGAGAAGCCAGGAAGUGGUUGCAGGGCGGAGGAUGCGAUAAACCUCACGCCGCAGCGCGGCACGGUGGCCGCGACGGCGGAGGAAGCACGUCAGUCGUCGCCAUGAAGUGCGUGUGGCUGGGCCUUGUGCUGUGCGUGUGGUCGGGCCUCGCCAACUCCGCCGAAGAAGGAGGCUGCGCCUCGCAUAAUACCUGCAACGCGUGCAUCACCGCCCCCCACUGCCAAUGGUGUUCGUCGCACGUGAUAGGAAGAUCAAAGUGUGUCCAUAAUGAACAAACCAAAACUGAAGGUUGGUGUGAUGGAACCCCUGUGGUUAUGAACUCAAGCUAUCAGCCUACACAUGCAGGAACAGAACACUCAUGGCUGUUACCAGAACGUGUUAAAAUAAACUUGCGAGUUCGUGAGGAAGUCAAAUUUAACAUUACGUACAGAAGAUUAGAUGAUUAUCCUGUUGAUCUUUACUACUUGAUGGAUUUGUCUAAUUCUAUGCGAGAUGAUAAGGAAAAUCUUUCCAAGUUGGGUGAUAAAUUAGCUGCAGUAAUGAAAAAUAUAACUCGAAAUUUUCGGUUGGGAUUUGGGAGUUUUGUGGAUAAAGUAGCAAUGCCAUUUGUGAACACUCACCCUACUAAGUUGGCAGCUCCAUGUCCAGAUUGUGUUCAACCCUACAGUUUUAAGAACCAUAUGCCUCUCACAACUGAUACUGAUUUAUUUUCAAAAAUGGUAGAUCAAACUCCUGUGUCAGGGAACGUAGAUCAUCCAGAGGGAGGCUUUGAUGCUCUUAUGCAAGCAAUGGUAUGCACUAAAGAAAUUGCCUGGCGUGAACAUGCACGCCAUUUACUUGUGAUGGCUACAGAUGCAACCUUCCAUAUGGCAGGAGAUGGCAAGCUAGCUGGUGUAGUCGAACCGAAUGAUGAGACAUGUCAUAUGGAAAAGGGUGAAUAUACUCAUGGGUUAAUAUAUGAUUACCCAACAGUGGCUCAGGAGCUUGAAAAAGUUUAUCAGAGUUUAGUUGACAAUAUUAAAGGGUCAGCCAUGGGAACUUUGUCAGCAGAUUCUAUGAAUGUUAUAGAACUUGUACAAGGUGUUUAUGAGAAACUUGUUGAAUCUGUGCAAAUGACUGAUAAUUCUGAAAGUAAGGAUGUGAGUGUAUCAUAUCGAAGUCGUUGUGUAGGAGAUUCUGGUGAACUGCACGGCACAGACACCUGUCCUCAAAUACAUGCUAGAGAAAAUGUUACGUUUGAGGUUUCUGUAAUAGUACCUAAAUGCCCUCCAAAUGCAGGAGAAAUAUGGAAUGAAACUAUAACAAUUAGUCCAAAUGGAAUAGUAGAAAACAUGGUUAUUGACCUUCAGGUUUAUUGUGGCUGCCCUUGUGAACAAGAAGGAAGCCCGGGAUAUGAAAAAAAUUCUUCAAGUUGUCAAAAUCAUGGUGAUAAAAAAUGUGGUAUGUGUUCAUGCUAUGGAGAUUAUACUGGUCAAAAGUGUGAGUGUGCUAGUGAUCAGUUUACAAAAAAAGAAUCUGUUGAUGCUUGUAUUGCAAAUGACACUGGUCUGAUGUGUAGUAAUCGAGGCUCGUGCAUUUGUAAUGUGUGUAAUUGCACAAGACGCCAAAACCCAGAAGAGCAUGUCUAUGGCACAUACUGUGAAUGCGACAACUUUUCGUGUGUUCGUUUUGAGGGGAAGAUAUGUGGUGGUCCUGAAAGAGGACAUUGUGAUUGUGGAAAAUGUAUCUGCAAUCCUGGAUGGAAGAAUGAAGACUGUAGCUGUCGAGAUACCGUGCACACUUGCAGAUCUCCUGAAAAUCCAAAAGAAUUGUGCUCUGGUGCUGGAGACUGUCAUUGUGGAAGCUGUAAAUGUCACAAGGGACAUAGUGGACAAUUCUGUGAAGAUUGUAUGACCUGCCCAGAUGGACGUUGCAAGAGUAUUGCAAGGUGUGUUGAGUAUUUGGCUUACAAUAUUGAGGAAUAUGACAAAGAACUCUGUGACCCAAAAAAUAUAACAAUAGUGGAAAGAAAGAAACACAUAAAAGAGGAUGAACGUGUUGGUCGUGAGAAGUUUUGUAGACAUCCCGAUGACUCAGGAUGUUCCUUUGUGUUCACUUAUGAGGAGUUUGAUACUGGAUUCAUCAUAGUUGUUGAAGAAGAAAAACAAUGUCCAGCUGCAGUGGAUCUGCUUGGUAUAAUUUUUGGAGUUAUUGGUGGAACUGUUCUGAUUGGUCUUCUGUCCAUUUUGAUAUGGAAACUACUAACAACCGUACACGAUAGAAGAGAAUUUGCUAAAUUUGAGAAAGAGAGAUUGCAAUCUAAAUGGGAAAGGGGGGACAACCCACUUUUUGUUCAAGCUACUUCUACAUUUAGCAAUCCUACUUUCAGUGGAAAUUGAGUAUUUUUUAAUGCAAGGUUGUGUUGUAAACACAUGACUUUCUGAAAUGAUCUCAUUCAUGAAUAUAAUUUUAUUACAAUAAGCAUUCAAAAUAAAUGAAUGAUGUAGGGGAAAUGAAGUGGAUCAACGGUAAAGUAAAGAGUCUUUUCUUGUUCCAAAGAAGAUUGACUAACAGAAUCUCAUUAGCUUACUUGCUCAUUAAGUAUGAACUUUUGAAAUUGAAUAUUUUUAAUUCUAUCUGAUUGUGAUCAAUGUACAAUAUAAUUGUAGUGACAUUUAAAAUUUUAAUGUAAUGAUUGUUAUGUUUUCCUUGAAAAUUUUAGUAUUUGCCCCUUUCAUAAAAAGGAACUACGGUUCCUGUAAUUUCUUGGUAAUAUUUCCAUUUUGUUAAUUCCUCUUCACCUUCCUCUCACCCACCUCAAUUACUUUAAUUUUCUUUUCUUUUCUUUUUUUUUUUUAAUUACCUUUCCACUGGAUGUAAAAAUACUUCAAUACAGUUCUUUGAUGCUUCUACCUUUGGCAGAAGUCAGUAGUCAAAGUUUGGAGAGCUUUGAAGCAAAAAGCUUAUGAAGCAGUCAACAGAUUAUAAAUACCAGGGACUACUUUAUGCAGAAAAAUGUCGUGGGCACAUUUGAAUUGUGUAAUAAGCUCACCAAAUAAAAUACUGAAGCCUGAAUUUGCAGUUUAAUUUUGUGAUAUCACAACCACAUAUCUUUCUUCUCUGGAUAGCUAUCAGUGUUUGACAGCCGUCUGUGGCUCUGAGUCACUGUGAUAUGCUGAUCAGACAGUAAUUUCUAGAAGUGUAAGAAAAUAAAUUGUAGGGGACAAGAUCUGAACAGUAGAGUGAAUUCUCAUAUAGUCGGCUACACAUGGCGUGGAUCACAGAUCUGUAGCAGUUCUGCUUGGGAGUGGUUGACCAUCCACUGUGUGAUCUAGGUCUCAUCCUUCAGUAGUUUCAAUCUUUUCAUACACCUCACAGAAUUUCUAUCCAUUCAGGAUUAUGCACAUCACAGGGAUGUGGAGUUGCUGGUGGUUGUUAAACACUGGCACCCAGGGAGCAGACUUACGUGAUUUAGGAUUACAAAUAUUAAUCCCACUGUACAACUUGUCUCAGUUCUGAUGGUGGAAUCAACUUUUUCCAUAAAAUUCUUUUCUUUUUGUUGCUUACCCAACUAACUUUCAGGAUACAUGUCAUGUUAUCACAACUAUCCAUUAAGGCUGAUUAUUAUAUUCAUAUUUUACAUUACUUAUAUCAAUAUUUUUCUCAUAAUUCAAGUAUGUUUUAGCUGAUUGAAUGAUACAUCAAAAUUGUAUAGAGUAUUUACAUUGCAAGCACAAUAAUUUUGAAAUAGAUUUAACACUGAAGUGGACUUAAUAUUUUAAUUUACUUAAAAUACUUGUGAGAGAAAAGAGCCUACCUUCCUUCCCUUACCUUACCUUCCUGAAAUGUCUGGUGUGGUAGAAUAUCAAUGUUGGCAGUUAGGGUUAUCAACUUGUCCCAUAACAUGUAAGUGGUUGAAUUGUGUCCUGAAUCUGAGCCCAGUGCUCAUCCUAGAGCCUUUGCUAGAUUUUUGUUUUUAUUUGUGCAAUUAAAUGUGAGAGAAACAAGGCUUUGAUCUCCUAAGACUGUGCCAUGCAUGUCCAAAUGACAAAUUGAUUCUACACCAGAAAAUAGAGAUUUGGUACUGGUAGUCCACUAUUGUGAGUACUAAAACCGAAAAAUGAGUUAAAUGUUAAUUUUUAAAUAAGGAGUUAAAAAUAUUUUUAAAUGCAUUUAAAAAGACUUUAAAUGAUUCUAGAAGUGC